AUGGACACGCCACCCCCUCAGAGCGCGCGCGACAAACUUCUUGCAGGAGCCGGUCUCCAGCGCAGCGAGACGGCCAGCGCCAUCUGCGGCUUCGUCCUGGCCAGCGCGGCCGUCGGCGCCAGAGUCGCUGCUCGACGGGUGUCGAGGACGAAAUGGGCGGCUGAUGAUUGGUUGGUGUUGGCUGCGCUGGCAUACUUCGCCUCCAUCAUCUGCUACGCGGUCGGUGUCGUGCUAACCAAGACAUCGAUCCUCCUAUUCUACAACCGCAUCUUCAUCGCAGAACGGUUCCUGUACGUCGCCUCCUGGGCCAUUGGCGUGGUCGUGGUCUUGUACAACCUCGCCAUGAUCCUGACGGCGGCGUUCGGAUGCAUUCCUUUCUCGAAGCAGUGGACGGGACCUGCGGAAGAGGGGACGUGUAUCGAGACGAAGACGCCGUGGACUGUAUUGUCUGAAUCUCGUCACCGACUUUCUCAUCCUCACUCUCCCGGUCAGAUAUGCCUGGGGGCUGCACAUGCGAACGACGCAGAAGCUGCAGGUGACGGGGGUAUUCCUGCUGGGGGGGAUGACUUGCUGACCGCUGCAGUGUCUGCAUCUUCGGCGCCAUCCGAGUCGUCGUACUCGAAUAACUACGCCGGUAUCUGGUCCUUUGUCGAGCUCUCCGUCGGCGUCGUGGCUGCCUGCCUUCCCACCCUGGGCACUCUCGUCGCCAGAUCGAACCGCCGCCGGAUGACAGACUCGCUGGGCAAGCCAUGGCGAUGGAUCAGGCGCCGUCUGCCAUUAUCGUCAGGAGGAGGCUCUGCAGCAAGCGCGUGCCAGCAGAGUCAUCGCUCCGACCUGGCGCUGGCAGACUGGUCGUCAGACCGGCAGAGGAUCGUCUGGACGAGCUUUGCUGGACCCGGUCGUGGCUCUGGGUCUGGGUCACAGGCAGGAGGUCCAUUAGCAGAGGACAAAAAAGACAAGAAUACGGCCAUGACGGGGAUUCAUGUGCGGAGUGAUAUCCACCAGGAGUUUGAUUUCGUUUGA
Messenger RNA from Rasamsonia emersonii CBS 393.64, 1023 nucleotides. Its product is annotated as Integral membrane protein Pth11-like protein. The transcript is spliced from 5 exons. Bases 1 to 1023 code for a protein of 340 amino acids. The record is from RefSeq and is a predicted model, not a curated record. Lineage: Eukaryota; Fungi; Ascomycota; Eurotiomycetes; Eurotiales; Trichocomaceae.